AAUCACCACCCAAACCCUUCGUUAGCUCCGCUCCCAUUUCCCAAUUCUCUCUGCUUUCCUCUUCCUCUCUCGCCCCUCCAAUGGCAGUGAAGGGAAAGGGGAAGGAGGUCACGGGCAAGGCCCCAAUGCCGUCCGCCUCCGCAUCCUCCUCUGGGAAGCGUUUGGCGUCCGCCGGUUCCGACCUUCAUCGGAAGAAGCGUCGGCGCUCGGGCGUUCUCCAGUUCUUCGACGAGUCCGCAGUUGAUGCUGGCUGUGAUGACGCUGAAUCAGAUGAAGACGACGAUGAUAAUGUCGAUCGUGAUUUCAUUGAAGAUGAGGCGAAUAAACCUGGAGAUCUUAAGGGAGCUGGAAAAGCCCAUCAACUUCCAUUUCUUGUAAAGGAAGAGGAGUUGAGUGGUGAUGAAUUAGAAGAGCUAAUCAAAGAUCGUUAUGGUCGUGAUUCUAAGUAUGUUGUACAUGAGGAUGAUGCUAAAGUGUUUGAUGAUGUAUCUCACGCACAUGAUAUGAAGGACCCCAAUAUUUGGAGAGUCAAAUGCAUGGUUGGUCGUGAGAGGCAAAUCACCUUCUCCCUCAUGCAAAAGUUCAUUGACUUGCAAAAUUUUGGAAGUAAAUUGCUGAUAAUUUCUGUGUUUACGCUUGACCAUGUUAAAGGUUAUGUUUACAUUGAAGCUGACAAAGCAUAUGAUGUCUCUGAGGCAUGCAAAGGGUUUAUGAACUUAUAUCCAAGCAGAAUAGGUGCUGUCCCCAGAAAUGAAGUUCCUCAAUUGCUAUCUGUCCAAAAUAAAUCAUUUGAAGUUGUUGAAAAUGCAUGGGUUCGCUUGAAGAAUGGGAAAUAUAAAGGCGAUCUGGCACAGGUUGUGGCAGUUGAGGCUGGACAGAAACGAGCUACAAUAAAGUUGGUUCCUAGGAUUGAUCUACAAGCUAUGUCCAAAAAAUUUGGCGGUGGAAUAUCUUUAAAAGAGGCUGAAAUUCCAUCUCCGCGCUUGAUAAAUGCUGUUGAACUAGAGGAUUUCAGGCCUCACAUUCAAGUUAGGCGGGAUCGCCAAACAGGUGAAGAGUUUGAUGUCCUUGAUGGCUUAAUGCUCAAAGAUGGUUUUGUGUAUAAGAAAGUGUCGAUUGGGUCCUUAGUCUGCUGGGGUGUAAAGCCAUCUAAAUCUGAACUCCUGCAAUUUAGUGAGUCAAAUAAAGAUGAACCUGAGGAUUUAGGUUGGAUUUCUAGUGUCUAUAGUGGGCAGCAGAAGAUUAAGGUGGUUGAAGCAUCACAUCAAAAGUCAGAUGAUAAGCAAGGAAAUGGAUAUAAGCUAUUUGACCUUGUUCUGUUCGGCCGUAGGGAUUUUGGUGUUAUCAUUGCUUUGGAAGAUGAAAGCUGUCAUAUACUGAAAGGUGGAAUGGGAUGCCCAGAAGUGGUGACAAUGAAGCAGCAGGAGAUAAAAAGUAUUUGUGCUGAUAAAAUGUUUACAGCUUCUGACCGGAGCAAGAAAACCAUAUACAUUAAUGAUGUUGUUAAGGUUUUGGAGGGCCCCCUAGAGGAUAAACAAGGAGAUGUCCGGCAUAUGUACAGAGGAACAUUAUUCAUAUAUGAUGACUUUCAAACAGAAAGUAGUGGCCUUUUCUGUGUCAAAUCUGAAUUAUGUGAGAAGAUAAUGGACCUCAAAAGUUCUUCUUGUGGAAAGAAGGGUGGCAAAUCAAGCAGUUCAUUUACCCCCUCUGCACCUACAACACUAGAUGGGGAAGAAGAUAACGGCAACUUAUUAAGUAGGCCUCGCCAAAAAAUGAGAGAGCAAACCUACACCGUUGGCCAAACCUUGCGAAUUCGUAAAGGACCCUUAAAAGGGUAUCUUUGCCGUGUUGUUGGUGUAUACCGCAGUGACGUAACUGUGAAACUGGAUUCUCUUGCAAAAGUGUUAACAGUCAACGAGAAUUUGCUUUCUGUUGCUAAUUUGAAGAGGGAUGAGCCAGCUGCCGCUGCUUCCUUUGAUCAUUUUGGAGCUCAGGAUAGGAAGGAUGCAGAUCAAGAACAUGGAGCUAGCCUAUGGGACAGCAAGGGCAUAUUUGGAUCUGUGAGUGGUGCAGGUGAUUCUAGUAGGGAUGUUGAUGGCUGGGAUAAAUCAACUGGACCAAGUGGGGAGCAAAAUAUUAGCUGGAACAAAAAUAUUGAAAAUACUGCUGAUGAUGCAAAUGAUGAUUGUUGGGCCAAGGCUUCAGUGAAGAAAGAAUGUAGCAGUAGUAAUGCAUGGGAGAAGGAUAAGCUUCCAAUGGAUGCAGGAGGGAGCUGGGACACAGAAGGCUUUAAAAAGGCCAAUGAAUCAGUAACUUUGGAUAACCAGAUGAGCAAUUGGGAUAAACCAAGGGCCACUGCAGGUUCUUUUGAUGGCUGGGGUGUUGCAUCUGACAAAGAAAAAGCUGUUAGUUUGGAGGAGGGAAGUUCUUGGGGUAGGACUGCUGCAGAGGUUGCCAAUGACAAAAAUGAUUCUUGGGACACAAAAGGAAAAUGUACAGGUAGAAAUGAAGAAGAUGCCUGGACAAAAGUUGGGUCUCUUGGAAAAGUUGUAGAUGACAGCAAAAGUUGGGGAAGGUCAAUUGAUGGUCCAAGCCAAAGUAAAACAAUUGAUUCAACAUUCCAAGGUGUUAAACAAUCUGGGAAUUGGGACAAUGCUGCAGCAUGCAAAACUGUAUCAGCAGUUAGUGAUGGUAUCGGCAGCUGGGACCAAGUAAAUUCUCCAAGUAGCAAUCAACCUGAAAAAUCAAACAAGGCAAAAGGUGAAUCUAAAUGGGAAAGUGAAGGCUGGGAUAAAGCAGGCAUUUCUACCAAAGGUCAAACCAAUGGAUGGAAUGUUUCAAAAUCUUCUGACCCUGCAGCUGGUUGGGACACUGUGAAAGGUCCAAGUGCUUGCCAAUCUGACAAUUGGAAAAAGGUGGAAGCCCCAAUUGCUGGUGAAAGGGUUGGCUGGGAAAAAGCAGGAAGUUCUAGCCAAAUUGACACAGACAGAUGGAAUGAAUCAAAAUCUUUUGGUGGGCAUCAGCUAUCAAGCUGGGAUAAAGUUGAACAUCCCGCUCAUGGCCAAUCUGAGAGCUGGGGUAAGGCAAAAAAUGUUGGAGAUGAAAGCAGUGGAUGGAGCAAAAAUGGAGUUCCUGGCCAAGAUCAACCAGAUGGGUGGAGUAAGCCAAAAUCAUCUUUUGGUGAUCAAGCAUCCAACUGGAACAAUGAUGCUAACAGUCAUGGCCAGUCUGGGAGCUGGGGCAAGGCAAAAAAUGUUAAUGAAGAUGAAAGUGGAGGAUGGAACAAGGCAGGAGCUUCGUCUGGCCAAGUUCAACAGGAUGGAUGGAGUAAGCCCAAAUCAGGUCAUGGUGAUCAAGUAUCCAGCUGGAACAAUGAACAUAACAUGGAGUCUGGCAAAAAUAAUGAGAACAGCUGGGAGAAAGCCAAAAGUUUUGAAGUUGGUGGGUUUGGUUGCGGAGGGGGGAGAGGAGAAAAUGUAAAUUGGGGAAAUUGGGAGAAUAAAUCAGGUUUUAAUGGAGAGGGAAGCUCAAGUUGGGGUGGAGGAAGGGGUGGAAAUGGUGACUUCGGUAGGGGUAAAGAUGAAGGGAACAAGUGGAGCCAGCCGAGAGACUCUGGGCCAAGCUGGGGAAGAGGACGAGGUCGGUUUGGAGGACGAGGAAAUAGAGAUCAAAAUGACAGUUGGAAUGCAGGGGGAGAAUCUGAAGGAGGCUGGAGACCUGGAGGUGGUAGGGGCAGGGGUCGAAAUGGGGGGAAUAAUGAUAACAAUUGGAAUGGGGUGGGUGAAUCUGAAGGUCGAUGGAGAUCUGGAGGUGGUGGUAGGGGUAGGGGUAGGGGUCACAAUGCAGGGAAUAAUAAUGACAGUUGGAAUGGGGCAGGAGAAUCUGGAGGUUGGAGAUCUGGAGGUGGUGGUGAGGGUGGGGGUAGGGGUCACAAUGUAGAGAAUAAUAACGACAGUUGGAAUGGGGCAGGGGAAUCUGGAGGUUGGAGAUCUGGAGGUGGCGGUAGGGGUAGGGGCCACAAUGGAGGAAAUAAUAAUGACAGUUGGAAUGGGGCUGGAGAAUCUGAAGGAGGUUGGAGAUCUGGAGGUGGUAGGGGUAGGGGUAGGGGUCGAAAUGCGGGGAAUAAUGAUAACAGUUGGAAUGGUGUGGGAGAAUCUGAAGGAGGUUGGAGAUCUGGAGGUGGUAGGGGUAGAGGUCGAAAUGCGUGGAACAAUGAUUACAGUUGGAAAGGGGAGGGAGAAUCUGAGGGAGGUUGGAGAUCUGGAGGUGGUAGAGGAAGGGGUCGAAAUGUGCGGAAUAAUGAUGAUAUUGCUGGCGGUCGUAGUUGGGGACGUGGCCAGGGUAGUGGUAGUGGUAGUGGUAGGUUUUACUCAACUGAUUUGAAGAAUGAUGAAGAUAAAUUUAAUGGAAAUUUUGCCGGUUCAAGUUGGACCAACAAUCAAUAUGGUGGCUGGGAUAAAUCCAAAGCUGAUGGCCAAAGUGAAGCCACUGGAGGAAUUAGCAGCCGACAAGGCAGGUGGAAUGGAGGAAACUCUGCCGGUUCAAGUUGGGACAACAAUGAUCAAUAUGGUGGCUGGGAUAAACCCAAAACUGAAUUUAAAAAUGAAACAGCUGGAGGAAGUAGUAGCCAACAAGGUGGUUGGGAUGGAGGAAAGUCUGCAGGUUCAAGUUGGGACAAGAGUCAGAUUGGUGGCUUAGAUAAAGCCAAAGCUGAUGGUAUAAGUGAAGCAGCUGGAGGAAUUAGCAGCCAUGGAGGUGGUUGGGAUGGAGGAAAGUCUGCAGGUUCAAGUUGGGACAAGAGUCAGAUUGGUGGCUUAGAUAAAGCCAAAACUGAUGGUACGAGUGAAGCAGCUGGAAGAAGCAGUGGCCAUCGAGGUUGCUGGGAUGGAGGAAAGUCUGCAGGUUCAAGUUGGGACAAGAGUCUGAUUAGUGGCUUAGAUAAAGCCAAAGCUGAUGGUAAAAGUGAAGCAGCUGAAGGAAGUAGCAGCCAUCGCGGUGGGUGGAAUGGAGGAAACUCGUCCGGUAGGAAUGACUCAUCUGGGUGGGAUAGCUCUUCUCAGGCUGCUAAGAAUCACUCUGACUGGGUUAAGGAUGUCAGUUUUGGUGAAGAAGCAGGUGAGUUUUCUAGUUGGAAUAGCAACAAAGAUGAAGCCCAGAAAACCUCCACUGCUGACAAAGGAGGCAACAGCUGGGAUAAACCAGCUGGGAACUGGGGAAACACGAAGGACAGCGAUGGUGACAAAGGUGGCUGGUAAGUUUUGCUUAAUGAAUUAUGCUAUCUGAAACCUUGUAGUUGGUGCUUGCUGUCAAUUGUAAAUAAUCGCCAACCUUCUAGCUUUGCAGUAGUUGGUCGUCUGUGUUGUUUUUGCUUUGUAUUUUCGCCUGUUAAUGUAAGUGGUUAAUUUCCCCAGGGUGACUGUCUACUAGAAUGAUGUUUGAUUCUUAUGUCUGCAGUUUUAGUUCAGUCAUUCAACUAA
Dioscorea cayenensis subsp. rotundata (Guinea yam) is the source of this 5477-nucleotide messenger RNA. Its product is annotated as protein RNA-directed DNA methylation 3. The record is from RefSeq and is a predicted model, not a curated record. The coding region runs from base 81 to 5255 and encodes 1724 amino acids. Gene Ontology annotation, biological process: transcription elongation-coupled chromatin remodeling; transcription elongation by RNA polymerase II; regulation of transcription by RNA polymerase II. Gene Ontology annotation, molecular function: mRNA binding. Gene Ontology annotation, cellular component: DSIF complex. NCBI's taxonomy places the organism in Eukaryota, Viridiplantae, Streptophyta, Magnoliopsida, Dioscoreales, Dioscoreaceae. The transcript has 15 exons.